AGAAAAUUCAUCUUUCAUCUUAUGAAAUGUGUGUGGGAAAUUACAAAAUUUUGGAACCAACAAGUGUCAAGGAGCGAGAUUGAAAUUUCAUAAACCCUAGGGAUACGUGCAGCCUCCUCCUGCCGCCACCCACCAGGCGCCAUUGAUGAUCUUCCCUCCAUUUCUAUCCACAAUUUAAAUCUGAGUCUUUCCCUCUCUUUAUACUCUGUCACUGGCUCAUCGCAUUUAAUUCCUAUGAAGCUCUGAUGGAGAAGAAAGACGAUCGCUUCUUUAAAACCCUCAUUCUCUCCCCUUUCCGUUACACCAAGACCCGCCACAUCCGCAUCGCCGAUAUUCUCGUUGAUGAAGAAGAGGGAUCCGAAACCGACGGCUACGAUUGCGUCGGAGACUUCAAUAUGGAUGGCAUCGGAGACCUCCCGAAGGACGACAGAUUGAUGGCUCUACAGUGCUCCACCCCGCGCCGUAUCAUUUCCCGAUGGCUGUCGUCUCUGAGACGAUCCAAGAGAAGGCGAAGCGACGUCGUACGGAGCCAGAAGAUAUUCAAAGAGGUCGCGAGAAGGGAAACCGGUGACGAGUCAACGCACGCCACCUGUUCGACGCAUGGAUUGAAGCAGUCAGGACAGUUUGUAGAAGAUAACGGCUCAUUCAAUUUGGGCGUUGCGUGCGGUUUGAUAUAUCUGAUUGUCACCAGUAAAAAUGAGCUUACAAAGAUGGUGGAGCUGCGGACACAAAUGGAGCUGCUUCUUCAAAACGCAAAAGAGGGAUUGCAAAGCAAGAACGCGCCUUUUGACGCCAAACCGUUGGAGUUGAAUGAGGUGAAUAUUGCUUCUUCCACCACUGAUUUCCAUCAAGCUUCGAGCUCGAGCUCCGAUAGCCAGUUUUCGCUUCAAUCUGGUGUUGUCCGUGACGUGUGCUCGGAAUAUAUUAGAAAUGAAGAAGGAGAAGGAGAGAGAGAUGAAUGCGUGGCAGGAAUGGAUCAACUUGAGGCGGAGCUUGAAGCCGAGUUGGAACGGUUGCAGCUCCAAUUGGAUUUGGAAAAUGAUUCAUCCAAUUCUGAAUACCCUCAGCAGAGGCUAAAGGCUUCUAGAGACUGUGCUAUUGUAAUUGACUGUGAUGAAGCAGAACCGCCAGAUUAUGCUGAAAUGCCCUGUGACUAUGGAGUACCUGCACUUGAACUUGAGAGGAGGUUGCAUCAAGUGUUGGAAGCGAGACAGGAAGAACGGAUAAAAGAACUUGAAGUUGCUUUAGAGUACGCGAAGCGCAAGCUUCACGAGAAAGAAAUAGAGGUUUCAUGGUGGAAAGAAACUGCAACUGCAGCACGUGUAUCACACCAUGUUCCAGAUCCUUCAGCGUCGAUCGCUUCCCAGCACGAUCCCGAAAGUACUUUUCACUCGUUUAGGUGAGCACCAAACUGUACAGUGGCUUUUGAGUUUUGAGAGUGAUGAUUUCUCCAAGUUACCACUCAAUAUGCAUGCUUGUAUUAUAGGCUAUACAAAACUACCAACUGGGUUCAGAUUUUCUUUUAUUGUGAAGUGUUAUAUAGGUUGGUUUUACUUUUACAUGUUGUGUGCAUCUUUAUUCUCAACUGUUUGAUUUGGAAAAUUGUAUAAUGGGUCACAUUGUUUUGGGAGAUUGACAUUGUUGAACUGUUUAGUCAGAGAACUUUUUUUUUUAGUAUGGAUGAUUUGCAGGUUG
Molecule: messenger RNA, 1695 nt
Organism: Prunus avium (sweet cherry)
Lineage: Eukaryota; Viridiplantae; Streptophyta; Magnoliopsida; Rosales; Rosaceae
Source: RefSeq, a predicted model, not a curated record